ACUCACCCACAGUCAGACAAGACAAACAGACAUAGGUAUCUGUUCAAAGCCAGCAAAAGGCGUUCGUUUCGUUGCUUCGAUUCAUCAUAUCCUCCAUAUCCUCUGCAGAUAUCCUGAGCGAACCAGACAACUCGUCACACCACCAUCAGACUCUGUUGUUGCUGGUAACACGCGCCCGUCCCAGGCAUAAACUCUACCUACAUACCCAGUACCUAAUUAAUCACAUCCUUUUCCACGCACCCCGGGCCAAACGCCCAAAUUGCGCCUCUGCGGCCCUUACCUAAACCAUAAUUUCUACCCGCUGCCUCUUAACUGGCCACACCGCCAACCUUGAACCCCCUUCUCUGCUCCUCGCUCACAUUCAUCGCCAACGUUGCCUCUUCAGCCUCGAACCCGACUACGUCUAUCACAUCUGUUACACCUCCCAGUUUGGUGCAGAGCCUGGCCACAGCACUCUCGCCGCGUUACAAAUCCCGUCACUCGUUCCCUCCCCCCUAAUAAAUAAUCAACCUACUUCAAUAUGAAGGCCCUCAUCCUCGUUGGUGGCUUCGGCACUCGCCUUCGCCCUCUGACUCUCACAAUGCCUAAGCCUCUCGUUGAAUUUGCCAACAAGCCCAUGAUUCUUCACCAGAUUGAGGCACUAGCUGCCGUUGGCGUUACUGACGUCGUUCUCGCCGUCAACUACCGCCCUGAAAUCAUGGAACGUGUUCUAAAAGAGUACGAGGAUCAACUCGGCCUCAAGAUCCAUUUCUCCCUCGAGCCCGAACCCCUUGGCACUGCUGGGCCCUUGAAGCUUGCAGAAGAAAUUCUGGCCAAGGACAAUUCCCCGUUCUUUGUUCUAAACUCCGAUGUCACCUGCGAAUUUCCCUUUAAGCAGCUAGUCGACUUUCACAAGGCUCACGGAGACGAAGGUACCAUUGUUGUGACCAAGGUCGAGGAGCCCUCAAAGUAUGGUGUGGUGGUUCACAAGCCAAACCACCCUUCACGUAUUGAUCGUUUCGUCGAGAAGCCCGUCGAAUUCGUCGGAAACCGUAUCAACGCUGGCCUGUACAUCCUUAAUCCCUCUGUUCUCAGCCGUAUUGAGAAGAAUCGCCCCACAUCUAUCGAGCAAGAGACCUUCCCCGCCGUUGUGCGCGACGGCCAACUACACUCAUUUGAUCUAGAGGGUUUCUGGAUGGAUGUCGGACAGCCCAAGGAUUUCCUGACAGGCACUUGUCUCUAUCUUUCAUCGCUAGCUAAGAAGAACCCCAAGCUUCUGGUCUCGCCAUCUGAGAGCUACGUCCAUGGUGGUAAUGUGAUGGUUGACGAGACCGCCAGAAUCGGAAAGAAUUGCCGCAUCGGGCCGAAUGUCGUUAUUGGCAAGAAUUGUGUGAUUGGUGAUGGUGUUCGUCUUCAACGUUGCACACUUCUACCCGGCUCUAAAGUCAAGGACCACGCCUGGAUCAAGAGUACCAUCGUUGGUUGGAACAGCUCAGUUGGCAAGUGGGCGCGUCUAGAAAACGUUACAGUUUUAGGCGACGAUGUCACAAUUGGCGACGAGAUAUACGUCAACGGCGGAAGCAUUCUCCCCCACAAGAGUAUCAAGGCUAACGUCGACAUUCCCGCCAUCAUUAUGUAAUCGGCUUACCUUCCUUCGAUACCCUGGUUCUCACGAUUCACCUAUUCUCUAUUUCGCCUAUAUUCCGUGUAUAUUUGACUCAGCUUCACUUCCUCGUACGAUUUGAUAAUAUCUCGGUGAUUUCGAUUCUGUCUUCGCGGCAAAUCCCACCUCAAUUUUGUGUUCUUCGCGUCAUUUCGAGUAGGCGGGCGUUUUUAUAGGCCAGGGAUAAGGGAAAAAGUCGGUUCAAAAUAUCCGAUAUGAUAUGAGUCCAAAGUGGCACCAGUACGAGCAAGAAGGUUACGGAUUUUGCGACCACGUCAAGCAUAAUAAGUGUAUUGCGAUGGGAGAGUGUUCAUGACACUCAGGAUCGCAAGCUUGUUGGCUCAUUGUUGCGAUAAAUGCGACUUGUUUGGCCUCUGAUACUAUCUACAAUCCUACGAAGUGAAAGAUUUCAUUAUGGAAUGAUACAUGUGGCUACUAGAGGCAGAGACAGAUUUCCCCAAUGGUUCGGAGUGUGGCAUGAAUUAUAAGCAUGGCGCAUGAUAGAGGCACGUACAAGGGCUACACUGAUUGUUAUAUAAAAUUGCAUUUAGUAGAGUUUCGUGUGGUGUCACCAGCUCCCGAAAGUGGGUUAAUUAGAAAACCAAAAAUUAAGAAGUAAUAAUCCUA
Xylaria bambusicola is the source of this 2269-nucleotide messenger RNA. RefSeq names its product mannose-1-phosphate guanylyltransferase. Gene Ontology annotation, molecular function: mannose-1-phosphate guanylyltransferase (GTP) activity; GTP binding. The coding region runs from base 521 to 1618 and encodes 365 amino acids. The record is from RefSeq and is a predicted model, not a curated record. NCBI's taxonomy places the organism in Eukaryota, Fungi, Ascomycota, Sordariomycetes, Xylariales, Xylariaceae. Gene Ontology annotation, biological process: GDP-mannose biosynthetic process; cell wall mannoprotein biosynthetic process. The transcript is spliced from 4 exons. Gene Ontology annotation, cellular component: cytoplasm.